AUGUCGCCCGCAAGCGACUCACAGAUACAUCGCCCUAACUCUGUGGACCAGCGAGGGCCACCGCCUCAUGAACGGGGGCGGCCAAAGAAGCUAGUUCAACCUUUGCGAAUUGGGACAUUAAAUGUUGGGUCCAUGACAGGAAGAGGCAGGGUUCUGGCAGAUAGUAUGAAAACUAGGAAAGUGGACGUGCUAUGUGUGCAGGAAACACGAUGGAAGGGAAACAAGGCGAAAGAAUUAGGUGAAGGGCAAGGCACAGAUGAAGAAAAAGAACAGUCUUGGGCGGCACUACAAGAACUGGAGAAGAUUGAUAAAACUGAAAGAUGCAUAAUUGGAGGAGAUAUGAAUGGCCAUGUUGGUAGCGGCACUGAUGCCAUCAGUCGCUUACACGGAAAUGCUUAUGGAAAUGGUGAUGAGGACGGAGAGAAGUGUGGCUUGCUUGUCUAUGAUUUCACCACAGCUGUCUCGCAGAAGCAGAAAAGGAAAGGUACAACUCAGAGAAGGAUAAAAUGGUUGAAACUAAAGGAAAAUGAUUUCCAACAAGAGUUCAACGAGAGCUGA
Molecule: messenger RNA, 558 nt
Organism: Penaeus monodon (black tiger shrimp)
Lineage: Eukaryota; Metazoa; Arthropoda; Malacostraca; Decapoda; Penaeidae
Exons: 3
Coding region: 1-558 (185 amino acids)
Source: RefSeq, a predicted model, not a curated record